CAAGACAAAAAGGUACACAAAAUCCUUGCAUAUUGCGAACUUCGGAACAAAUGAAAAGUUAUUCGUGUUGAAGAACUUAAAAGUGUGUUCAUCAUGCCUCAAGGCCGUAGAAAGGUUCCGUUCAGUGGCAAACAGAAAAAGCAACAACUUUUGGCGAAAAAGCAAGCUAAAGCCAGCACAUCGCACAACAUUAUCCGCAAGCUGAAGGAUGAGGAAUCGAGUGACAUCAGCGAGGACAGUGAUAUGCCGAGAACUUUCGGCGAAAACAUUGAAAAGCUGAAUAUGCAACCAUUGAAGGAUCCGCGUAGCAAAGCGAACCGAUACGUCCUCCAGUUUCACCGGGAAACCGGCAAGGAGCUAAAGGAGAUGAAAGAGGAAGCGCGCAAGGAGCUUGUCUACCGUAGCGAGAAGGAUAUGGAGCUGGGGGAUAACUACUUCCAAGCAUAUGAUUUCCCGAAACGGCCACGCUGGAACUUCGAAAUGUCUAAGGAACAGCUGGAUGCCAACGAAAAUCGCUACUUCUUUAAAUAUGUCACUCUGUUGGAGAAAACUCAUUACGAUGAUAUGAAAUCGUUAAGCUUUUGCGAAUUGAAUUUGGAAACGUGGAGGCAGCUAUGGCGUGUGUUGGAACUAUCGGAUAUUAUUCUAGUUAUUGUUGACGCCCGAUUUCCUACCUUAAUGUUCCCUCCUGCCUUGUACCAAUAUGUAACGGAAGAGCUAGGAAAAGGUAUGAUGCUUGUUAUCAACAAAAUAGACCUCGUGGAUGCCGAAGUGGUGCUGGCAUGGAAACGUUACUUUGAACAAAAGUAUCCCCAAAUCAAGGUGGUAUUAUUUACUUCAUACCCGUCGUACAACUUGCGUGGAAAACAGGAAAGCAAACAUGGCCUUAAAAUUCGUCGCCGCCGUGGCCGUAUGCGAAUGGCGGCAGAAGGCGCACAGCAAAUCUACGAGGUGUGUCGCCAAUACGUGGGUAAUGACGUUAAUCUAGCUUCCUGGGAGCAGAAGAUACUGGAAGAACGUAACGCUCCAACGGAUCUGGAAGGCGACGAAGAUACGAACGUGACUUCGGAAACGACGCACGAGGAAGAGAAGGAUUUUUCAUUUGAGGAACAUAUAAAGUUUAAAAAUGGAGUACUUACGAUCGGGUGUGUCGGGUAUCCCAACGUUGGCAAAUCGUCUUUACUAAAUGCCGUAAUGGGACGCAAGGUGGUAAGCGUUAGUCGAACACCGGGUCACACGAAACACUUCCAAACGAUAUUCCUCACCAACACAGUCCGGUUGUGCGACUGUCCAGGUUUGGUGUUUCCCUCGUCGACCCCUCGUCAGGUGCAGGUUUUGAUGGGAAGCUACCCAAUAGCCCAGCUCCGUGAACCGUAUGCAUCGGUUCGGUUUCUUGCCGAGCGAGUCAAUUUGGUUGAGCUUCUCACGCUGAAGCAUCCGGAGAAUGAUAACGACCACUGGUCUGCGAUUGAUGUUUGCGAUGCUUGGGCGAUCAAACGAGGCUUCCUAACAGCGAAGACUGCGCGUCCGGAUACAUAUCGCGCCGCAAACAGUAUUCUACGGAUGGCGUUAGACGGUAAGAUAACUUUGUCGCUUAAACCGAUUGGAUAUGUUGAGCAAAAAGAGAAGCUUACCGUCGAUCCGGAGCUGGCUAAAGUGAAAGAGAUUCAAUCGAUGGCAGAAGUCGAUAACCGUGAAGAGGAAGAUGAUUGCUUGUCCGAUACGGACACUGAAGACCUUGCUGGUGCUAGUAACGAUGGAGACAACGAAGAAGAUGAUGAUCCAAACAGCACAUUGUCUCCUCCAGCAUGCUCUAGUACUGCAAAUCCGUAUGAACUGCUCGGUAGUCCCGAAUGAAUAUGGACGCUCGCGCAUGGAUGGCCAACUGGGACGUUGCUGAUCACAAAUACGAUUUGCAUAUGAUUACAGUAUCAUUACCUGACGGUUUUAAAGUGCUUCAUUGUUUCGUUGCAAAUAAAUAGAAAAAGUA
Molecule: messenger RNA, 1990 nt
Organism: Anopheles coustani
Lineage: Eukaryota; Metazoa; Arthropoda; Insecta; Diptera; Culicidae
Gene: Ns4
Product: guanine nucleotide-binding protein-like 1
Exons: 4
Coding region: 94-1857 (587 amino acids)
Molecular function (GO): GTPase activity; GTP binding
Source: RefSeq, a predicted model, not a curated record